AUGGCGCUCCGAUGUUGUGACAAUAACCCUAUGUGCGUUUACGUCAAGGUGACGAAUUCCUUUGAGAUCCUGACCACUCUAAAAUUUUCGAACAGAUCGAAAGAGGUCAUGCGACGAGGGAUUACUGGCGACUUCAUUACUACUAACACUUCCAAAUUCGCAACGGCACCAGCUAAGGUGAUUAUUUUGACGUACAUGCGCAGUGGCUCGACAUUGUUAGGCGAAGUCUUCAACUCCGACCCCCAUGCCUUCUACUGGUACGAACCAGUCCGUGCAGUCUAUGGCGGUCUGUAUGAGAAGGUCGUCCGUGAGCCUCAGAGUCUCGUGGAUCAAUUGGAAAUAUCGAACAGGUACAUGUCUCGGUUUGAGAAGGACAAAUUGAUGACCUUCAUCAAUGACCUCUACGGAUGCGACACUGCAAAAUGGCCGGAUGAAUUCCUGGCGUGGUACGACCUCCUUGAGAUGAACACCUUGCUUCUAAAAGCAGCAAGGUGUGCGCAUCGGACUAGGGCGGAAGGUUAUGGGUCAUUUAGGUGCAUUGUGGAUACUGUGAAAGGAAUUGAGUCGAACACGGUCCCAGACAUCAUGCAGGCCUACUGGCUAUUGAGAAUGAAAGGUGCACACACGCAGUCUAUGAAUUACACGACGAAGGAAGAACUUCUUUUGCGGGCUAGCCUCGGAAGCGAUUCCGCGGUUGCAAAUAGUACCAUAGAAAAACUCAAAGAUAUCAUGAAGUGUUACAAGAAGAUAGGUACUAAAUUACGACCGUGUUUAGAAUCAGUAGGAGUGAAGCAGGCUUGUGAGAAGACUAAAAUCCGAGCUAUAAAAACUAUCCGUAUGCAAAUGGAUUUCGUGGGAGAAUUUUUCGACCUUGACCCCGAUGUCAAGGUCGUGCAUUUAUUACGUGAUCCGCGAGGUGUGGCGAAUUCAAGAUCUAAGCUCGGUUUGCUGCGACCGAAAGGAUCGGUAGAGCUGGAUGCCAAGGUUUUAUGUAAUAAAAUACUGAGAGACUUGGCGGUGAAGAAGGAACUAAUGAGAGAAUUCCCUGGGAGGAUAUUUACAAUACGAUACGAGGAUUUCGUCGCCGAUACGGAUAACGCAAUAAAUGCCUUGUAUAAUUUCCUAGGAACAACACGUACAAAAGAGGCAUAUGAAGCAUUCAUUAUUCGGACAACUGCCAAGUCACUUGACCCAUACUCCCCGAGCCGGGAGAGUCCUAAAGCUGUCGCCGAGGCCUGGAGGAAACAACUUACGGGGGCAGAUAGACGGUCUGUUGAUGCGCAGUGCUCAAAGGUUUAUGAUUUCCUGGGGUACCGUAUAUAA
Molecule: messenger RNA, 1323 nt
Organism: Lineus longissimus
Lineage: Eukaryota; Metazoa; Nemertea; Pilidiophora; Heteronemertea; Lineidae
Exons: 4
Coding region: 1-1323 (440 amino acids)
Biological process (GO): sulfur compound metabolic process; N-acetylglucosamine metabolic process
Molecular function (GO): N-acetylglucosamine 6-O-sulfotransferase activity
Source: RefSeq, a predicted model, not a curated record